AUGUCGUCUUCAAGACAGAAGUCGUUCUUUGAGCAAGAUCAUGGUUCCAAGGUAAGAAGAAUUUGCCAUGUCGAGACGCGUCGCUUCGAGUCUGAUGCACCGCAGUCAAAAGCACCAUGGCAGGGCAAUCGCAGUUUCGACAAGAAGCCAUCCGCCAACGAGGCCACCAACAAACCUCUUCCCUCGACAAAGCCUCCAAUCCAGCCUUCGACCGAAACGAAAUCUAAAUUAAAAGCCUUCGAGUUCACCCGCCACCCCGACAAGGAGAAUCCCUCGACUAUCACCACUGCUCCACUGUCACCCGUCAAGCACGCUCAGCCCCCGUCAUCUCCCAUCAAGACUGUACAAGACAGGCCUUUACCUUCAACCCCGGCCAUGCGCCUACCCCUUGCUGAUCUCAUUGGAAAUGCCGAGGACGCUUUACGAAGACCCACACCACAAGAAGAAUCGCCUGUUGAAGAGAUUGGUUGGAUAGCAAAUAGCUCACACCCAGACCUGACUCCACGUCAGAGGAGGAGACGUCCCCAGAGUUCAUCACCUGUUACUUCUUCCCAGAACGAUGCAUCUGACCUUCUGGAUUCGAACCUCCCACAAUCUGCUUUUAAGACUCCGAGAGCCGACCCAGCUGCCGAACUGUGGACGCGAUACGCUACUGCUAGAAAUCCCGACGAGACACCCAUCGAGAAACGGAUUCCUUCGUUAGCACAUCUCAUGAAUGACUCUUCGCCUCGGUCAGCUCCUCGAACACCUGGAGGCAGCGUUGGUGGUUUGAGGAGAUGGGCAAGCUGUGGUCUAGAAUUUCCUUCUUCUCGAGUCAAACGACGUCGCGUUAAUGGCAUCUUUCGGGACAACACCAACCCUCAGGACCCAUCUGUCGCAAAGCCUUUGUCACGAGUAGGCAUGUUAGUCGAAAAGGUCCAAGAAUCUCUCGCCCACAAAGAUAUUCCUUCAAGUUCUUCACCCUUGCCUGAUAAGGGCGAGUUUCCCAGGAUACACAAGCUCACUUCAGACCAUCAAAGAUCACAACCGCCUUCGGCACGUUCUUCGCAACAAUAUUCUUAUCAGAAUGAAGACGCCGAGUUUGACGAUACAGACAUCACAUUGGAUGACAUGGCCGAGAUGCAACCAAACUACACGACUCAGGACAACUCUAUGACUAAUACAACCAUAAUGAACACUAUUGACGAGGAUGAUGACGAAUUCGGCGACGACUUUGGUGAUGAUCUCGACGCUGAAGAGAUAGAGAAUGCUGUUUCAUUCUUCGAAAGCAGACCUGGCACCUCAAAUGGCCAGUUUAUCUCACAACAAAACACCUGUGCAAUCGCCCAGCCCGAUCAACCAUUACCACCCUCUGCACCACCGCCUCUCCAGGAUCAACAGCAGAGGCCACAAACUNUCGACCUGACAGGAUUUUCCGACGACGACGAUGACGACGAAUUUGGUGGUUCUGACCUCGAUGAAGAACAACUUGUCCAGGCUGAAAUAGAUGCUACUCAAGCGUUGGAAGCAAGUACAAGUGCUAGCUCUGUACGUAUUUCGAAUCUUCCCAGGGUGUAG
Messenger RNA from Aureobasidium musti, 1557 nucleotides. The record is from the annotation of a GenBank genome assembly. Lineage: Eukaryota; Fungi; Ascomycota; Dothideomycetes; Dothideales; Saccotheciaceae.